This is a messenger RNA of Austrofundulus limnaeus, 7213 nucleotides long. RefSeq names its product L1 cell adhesion molecule, paralog a (gene l1cama). Gene Ontology annotation, biological process: cell-cell adhesion. The record is from RefSeq and is a predicted model, not a curated record. The coding region runs from base 339 to 4181 and encodes 1280 amino acids. NCBI's taxonomy places the organism in Eukaryota, Metazoa, Chordata, Actinopteri, Cyprinodontiformes, Rivulidae. Gene Ontology annotation, molecular function: protein binding. The transcript is spliced from 29 exons.
AGAGGAGAGGGGCACAAUCAAUUUCACACAGAAGAGGAGGGAAAAAAGGGCACAAGUAGAAGAGAGGAAGGAAGAGAGAAAAAAAGGGACGCAGGGAGGUUCCAGAGGAGAGGAGCCUCACCGUGGAGAGAGGAGAAACCUACAGAAACCUACAGAAACAUACAGGAGGGCGUGACACAGAUUUAAGCCAAAAAGAAGACAAGGAGGACUAGAGACAUAUGAAGCAAGGCUGAGGCUUCUAACACGAGAAGCAAAGCCUGACACCUGCUCAGUUCAGUGUGUGUGUGCAUUUCACCAUUCCUGUGUGAGCAGGUGGGACUUUGAUGGCACUGUGAGCGAUGCCUCGCACACAGCAACAGCAGGUUUGCAGUAGGGGGCAGCGCUCCUCCCACCUCCUCCCCCUUGUCCUCACCCUCCUCUCCCUCCCAGCCCAGCCCAGCCGAGCAGCCAUUCAGAUACCCUCCAACUACCACAUAGGUGAUCACAAGAAGCCUCCUGAGAUCACCAAACAGCCGGAGUCUGCCACCGUCUUCAGCCCCGAGGACUUCUCUUUGAGCUGUGCAGCGUYUGGCAACCCUCUGCCCAUUUUUCGAUGGACCAAGGAUGGGGAGGAGUUUGACCCAGGCACUGACCCAGAGCUUAAGGUUACGGAGAAAAUAGGCUCAUUUGAAUUCUCCGUGGUCAGUGAUAGUAUGGACACGCUGAAGCAGUACCAAGGCAAAUACGUCUGCUAUGCAUCCAAUGAGCUGGGGACAGCUGUGUCUAAUGAGGCCAUAGUCGGGACUGAUGUCCCCCCUUCCCAGCAGAAAGAAAAAAAAGUUACCAUGAAAGCUGACGAGGGAAACAGUGUUGUCCUGAAGUGUAACCCCCCACAGAGCUCCAUGGAGCCCGUCAUUCACUGGAUGGAUGAGAAGCUGCGCCAUAUCCAGCUCAGCAAAAGGGUGGUGGUGGGGAAGGAUGGCAACCUAUACUUUGCUUAUCUGACAGUUGAAGACAGCAGGGACGACUACACCUGUAACGUCCAGUACCUGGCAACACGAACAAUCCUGGCAAAAGAAGCCAUCACCCUGAGGGUCAACCCCUCCAAUUCAGUACUGCGGAACCGGAGACCGCACAUGAUGAGACCUACUGGAAGCAACAGCACGUACCACGCCCUCCGGGACCAGACCAUAGAGCUUGAGUGCAUCGUCCAGGGCCACCCAACUCCUGAGAUUACGUGGGUAAAGAAGAACGGUGAGCUGUUGGAAUCCCGUGCCAAGAAAGAAAUGUUUGGCCGCCGCCUGCGCCUCAGUAAUAUCACAGAAAGUGACAGCGGGGAUUACCAGUGCAUAGCUCAAAACACCCAGGGGAAAGCCAUACACACAUACAGUGUGACAGUGGAAGCUGCUCCUUAUUGGAAAAAGGUACCAGAGAGUCAGAUUUAUGCCCCAGGUGAGACAGUCAAACURGACUGUGAAGCGAAGGGUACCCCCUCUCCCACGAUGACCUGGACCAUUAAUGGAACCCCCCUGUCAGCAACUGAUAAGGACCCCAGACGAGUCGUGACAGCAGAUUCAUCACUGAUUCUCAGUGAGGUCAUCUUUGGAGACACUGCCAUCUACCAGUGCCAAGCCUCCAACAAACAUGGAACCAUCCUCACCAACACAUAUGUAUACGUCAUUGAGCUGCCUCCUCAGAUCCUCACUGAAGACAGGAAACUGUAUGCGGUUACUGAAGGACAGAAAGUUUUUCUGGACUGUGAGACCUUUGGCUCUCCUAAACCUAAAGUCAUAUGGGACAGUGAGGCAUCRUCUCUUCUGGCAGAUCCAAGGRUAAACCUACUCACCAACGGGGGGCUUCAGAUCUCAAAUGUCACCCACGAAGAUAAGGGUCUCUACACCUGCUAUGUACAAAACACCAACUUGUCAAUCAGUGCAGAGCUGGAGGUGUUCAACAGGACAGUGAUUCUGUCACCACCCAAGAAUCUGAAGGUGCAGCCUGGACACACAGCAGUCUUCACAUGUGUGGCCCAUUAUGAUGCCAGUCUCAAAGUUCCCAUCAUUCAGUGGAGGAAGAACAAUACAAAGCUGUCUGAAUCCUCCAGCAGUGAAAAAUACACAUUUGAUGGGUCAGAAUUCAGAAUAUCUAAUAUGGAACCAGACGAUGAGGGACUCUACACCUGUGAGAUCAUCACAUCGCUGGACCAGGCUGUUGCAAGCGCAAUGCUUGUUUUAUGUGACCGACCAGACCCUCCGGUCCUUCUGCAGAUCUCUGAUUCUGGUGAUCGGGAAAUCACUCUCAGCUGGACUCCUGGUUACGACCACAACAGCCCUGUUCUAGAGUAUGUUGUGGAAUUUGAGGACCAAGGUUUGAAAGGGAAAGGUUGGGAAGAGCUGAAAAGAGUAGGAGGAAAUGAGGAGAGUGCUGUCCUCCGCCUGUGGCCUUAUAUAUCCUACCGUUUUCGGGUCAUUGCCAUCAAUGAAGUGGGCAAAAGCGACCCGAGCAAGCCAUCUGAAAUCUACAACACACCUGCCGAAGCUCCAGAUAAAAACCCGGAGGACGUCAGGAGUGAGUCUGUAAACCCAGAUACUCUUCUCAUCACCUGGGAGAAAAUGGACUACCAUAACUUCAAUGGACCUGAUUUUAAGUACAAGGUCCAGUGGAGGAGAGCGGUGGGCAGUGGGCCUAAGUGGCAUGAGAGCAACACGACAGAAUCCUCCUUGGUUGUCAGCGGUGUUGGAAAUUUCUCUGCCUUUGAAAUUAAAGUUCAGGCUGUUAAUGCGUUUGGGGAAGGACCUGAGCCAGACCCGGUCAUUGGCUACUCAGGAGAAGAUGUUCCACUUGAAGCGCCGAUGGAUGUGGGUGUUGAAUUGAUAAGCAGCACAACAAUCGAAGUGAAAUGGUUCGCUGUGGACAGAGAGUCGGUCAGAGGACACCUGCUGGGAUACAAGCUAUAUGUAACCAGAAAAGGCUCCAGGGGCCACCACCGAGGCAGGAGGUCCAGAGAGUCCGAGAGCACCAUGGUGAAAGAGACUGGACCCAAUGAAGACAAGACGAUCAUCAGUAAUCUCAGACCGUACUCCCACUACGUCCUGAGUGUCACUGUAUUUAACAAAAAAGGAGAGGGACCUCCAUCUGAGCCAGUGGCCUUCAAGACUCCAGAGGGAGUACCUGGUCCUCCGACAUCCUUGAUCUUGGACAGCCCCUCAGAGACAGAAAUGACCCUGCGUUGGACACCUCCAGAGCAUCCCAACGGCGUCCUUACUGGAUAUCUACUUCAGUACCAGUGGAUUACAGAGAGUGACGACGGGCCCUUGCAGGUAAAGAAGAUAGAUGACCCCACAGCCACCAACUUCACCGUACAGGGCCUGGACCGUCACAGGCAGUAUUCUUUUUACCUGAGGGGGUGCACAUCUGCUGGGGAGGGAGAGUUCAGCAUGAUGACGGGGGCCACCACACUGGAAGGAGCCCCCCCUGACAACAUCAACGUGUCUGUAGGGGAAAACUUGGUAAAUGUCAGCUGGGUGGCCAAGAAAAGACACAGGAAUAUUGAUUUCUACAUUCACUAUCUGAAGAAGAAUGAUGGCAGCAAAUCGAAGAAGUCGGAGAAGGUGAACUCCUCUCAGUCCUUCUAUCAGCUUCAGGGUUUGAGUCCCGGCUCUCACUAUGUCCUAAAACUCAUCUAUGGCAAUAUCACAUUUUGGGAUGGUGAAAUCAACACAGCAGGAACAGAAGUGACAGAGGUGCAGCAAAGCAUCGCAACGCAGGGCUGGUUUAUCGGAGUUGUGAGUGCCAUCGCACUGCUGUUGUUGAUUCUGCUCAUCCUCUGUUUCAUCAGAAGAGGUAAAGGAGGGAAGUACUCAGUGAAAGAUAAAGAAGAGGGUCCGAUGGACUCAGAAGUUCGACCAAUGAAGGAUGAAACUUUUGGAGAAUACAGAUCUCUAGAAAGUGAUCUUGAGGAGAAGCGGACAGCCAGCCAGCCGUCUUUGUGUGAGGAGAACAAGCUCUGCAGUGAGGACACCCUGAACUUUAAUGGCAGCAGUGCCAUAACCACGGAGCUCAACAUGGAUGCAUCUCUGGUCAGCCAGAUCAGCCGUCCCAGCGAGGGGUUCCAUAGCAUGCCUGAAAACACCCCGCUAAACCCCAACUCCAUCUCCUCAGCCUCCAACGGCAUGCCCAACUCAGUUAAUAUCCUCAAUUAAACCCCAAACAUCCACCAGGGACCGUCAGACCAAAAUCUGUCAACACGUUUGUGCCCAUGCUCUCUCGCUCCCCUUGAACCUGCUGUUUAUUUUGACAUCCAAUGCAAAAUCAGUUACUGACUACUCGGACGCCCUCAGCAGUCAUCCGACUGAUUAGACUAUUGUGACCAAAGGAGUGUCCAAAGUGGUGGACAUGCGACACAAGUCUGAUCUUCUGUCAUUUAUGUAGUUUCCAGCUAGUUCAACCUGUCUUUACUUCAUCCCAUUUUGUCGUUUUUUUUUGCUCCUUCAGCAAACAAAUGAAAUAUAAACAGAAUGUUGUAAGUUUGAAAUAUCAGGGUGUGUUGUCAGGCAGAGAUGCAAAGCAGUGCAUUAAAUAAAACUGGAGGAUGAUGGUGGAGCCCAGGAGAGGCAAACAAACUGCAUACAUCUUAUUUAUCGUUUGUGUGUAAUUUGUAUGUCCCAUGMCAUUUAUUGGCUCACAUUGUACUCACUAUUGACAUUUUUAAUUUAUUUAUUAUUUUUGUAUCUGUGCUUAAAACACACAUUUUUAUUUACUAUCAUUUUCAUAUUUAUAUCAAGCUUGUGGCUUUUUUAUUUAGGAUUUUUAAUAGAUCAAAAUGGUUUCUUUGAAAUCCAGGCAUAUAAUUAGGUUUGAGGGGGACUUGCUGUGAAGACACGGAGCAGCAACUGGUGUAUAUAGCUGCAUCACUGCAUCUACAUCUAUCWAUUCAGCCGUAAUACAGUAUUAUAGAUAUGGAAUUGCUCCUAAGUUCCUGUGCCUGCCGGGUCUGCAUAAAGCAUCAGACUGAUUUCAUUACAAUCUCGCCUUCAUACCAUAAGUGUAACGUCAUUAUUGGAAAUGAAAAUUGUACUUUUUGUUGUUGAGACCUAUGUGUAAGCUCUGUGUGACMGUCUUGUCUCCUUCUUUGGUGUAUUAAAACACUGUUGCGUCUAAUUAACAAUCUUUUUAUACCUGUUCAUCUCAUUCUCCUCAAUCUGAUUGAACAGCAGUAUUUUUUGAAGRUUAGAGUGUGCCGUUUCUUAGACACUCUCUGAAGAUUUAAGUUUUCAAACUUUAUCAAUGCAAGCUAGAUUGUGUAGACAAACAUAACAACGGCUGGGUGAAGUGGUGGUUCACAUUUUAYGAAGCAGAGUUUUGUGGAAGGGUUGUGGUCAAUUACAGACAGGUACCUGUUGUAGAUACAACCUCAAAACAGAGUUUGAUUCUGACCAGACUGAUGAGCUAAUGGCUAGUCCGAGUGGAGCCAAGACCAUAAAAGGGUCACUGCAUCUUAAAACAACACUGAUCUCAAAAGUUUCAUCAUGGUUCAUUAAAAUAUUAUUUUACAAACUUUUACAUCCCUGUCAGUUUCGCAUUAUUUAGUUAUUUAUGUAUAAUUCUAUGGUUAUUAGUAUUGCCCAUAGCAGCAGCAGCUAGCUAUAGCAUUUUCUGUAGAGCCUGAGCRAUUAAGGCAUUAAGCUGGAAUGCUUGUGUAAUUGAUGGGACUGUAAAGACAAAACAAAACAGUGUUCACUUGAGCUUAGCCCUGGUCAGGUUAGCCGUUAGCUCAUCAACUCUCCUAACUGAAGUAAACAGCUACCUUAUCUACAACAGGUAAGAUAUUAAGUGUUCAAAAAAUGUUCACAGAACUAACUUUGAACAAUUUGAACUAUCACUUUAAGUUAUGAUGGAGGUGAACUGUUGGUAUUUAGAUGAGCGAAUGUAUUGUUUUCAGGGUGAGGUAGAUGUUGCAUUUCUGUGCUUUUAAUCUGAGGAAAAACAGGACUCCGCAGAGAUGAGAAAUGUUUUAAGUAAAGUGGGAAGGGACAUUUUUUUCACAGAGUGUAAAUAGAACCCUCAAAGAGCCAUGUUUGAUAGAAAAUUUUUAAAAUAAGCAGGUUUAAAAUCACUGAUCAUUUUAAAACGUUUCAAGUUGAAGAUUUUCCUUCUUCUGUGCUAUUGCUAUGAAUUCAAACAUUGUGUUUUUGAUAAAUGACUGCAGUGAGAUUUUGGUGUAGCAAAAAAAAUUGUUCAUAGGCUACUGUAGUUGAAGAACAAAAAAAUUUAAACUAAACAAAAAAAAAUCCAAGUUCUGUAGAUGUUUGCAAACAAAAUUUGAGAAUCAAGAAUACUGUAUGUACAUUAGUGUCAUUUAGUGAAAGUAGGUACAUCUCACUGAAAGCUAAGUUAGCGUUCAUGCAUAUGAUCGUCCAGCAACAUGUUGCAGUGCAGUGAAUAUCUGUGGAGUUUUAAACAUGAUGCAAUUAUGCGGGGCAGAGCUAAAGUAAGCAAAUUAAUGCCCCCCUUAAAGCACUGCUCUGACAGAACAUCAGCUGACACAUCCUGAGGCAGUAUGAAGCAUCUAAAAUAAGGCUAGAAUCACAGAAGUUGUGUCCAAGUUUCUURAUUUUUGGACAAAAAGACACACUCAGGACAUUAAAAAAUCUAUUUUCAUACAGGACAGAUGAAUGAUUCCAUUUAUGCCAAUAUUUUAGCACGACUCUCUGCUGCCAAACAUCUGUGUUUGUCAGUGUUCGGGGCAAAUGUUAGCUCUGAAUGGGGAAUGAGUGUACACACUCACAGAUACUCACUCCACUGCUACUCACUCUUUGCUUUUUUUUUUUUCGUAUUUUGAUGGAAUUCCAAAGUGAAUGCUGGCCUUUGCUUUUCCACUGUUGCUAAUGUUUCCCCCUCUGUUUUUAUAAUUAAAAUGGAAAGAAAAGAAUUUAUUUGAACACAAAUUGAUAUGUUUCAAAAGAAGCUUUGUUUGUCAAGUGAUGAAAGAAAAGUGAUGAAACAUGAAGGGGUAAGACGUGUGUGUGCCACUGACAGCGGGGGGAGAUGUGCCUAGUUGUGGUGUGUUGGUUAGCACAGUGAUGAUGCCUUUAUGUACACGGGGUGUUUUGACAAGAGACGAGUGCAGAAGCGCCGCAGAUGAGGCAAAGAUUUACUAACUGCUUAAUGAUUCUAACACUGUAACUGGAUCUAUGACUGAAAAAUAAUAAAAAAAAUCAAACACUGAAAAAUA